Molecule: messenger RNA, 2608 nt
Organism: Vitis vinifera (wine grape)
Lineage: Eukaryota; Viridiplantae; Streptophyta; Magnoliopsida; Vitales; Vitaceae
Product: probable GTP-binding protein OBGM, mitochondrial
Exons: 8
Coding region: 524-2131 (535 amino acids)
Cellular component (GO): mitochondrion
Molecular function (GO): GTP binding; magnesium ion binding; GTPase activity
Source: RefSeq, a predicted model, not a curated record
AGGCUCAGCCCACUAUCAGGAUCACCUGACUGAACUCAUGUCGGGCACACUGCUCUAGGGUUUGCUGACAGCAGAAGAAGGCCCGAUCUUUGUAUACACAAAACAUUCAAUCAUUCCUUUUCCAAACGCUGCGUUUCGGACCUUCCGUUGAUCAAGCAAAGUAAGUGAGACGGAUAGCAUGGUAAUCAAAAUGUGGUUUUCUUUUAUUUGUGUUCCUUGCUCACCCAAACUGAAGUGAAUUGAAGGUUAAUGAAUAUAAUGGAAGCAGCAUACUGAGGAAUAUGGAAGGUGCAAGGCCAGUUAAAAGUAAAUAGCUUGUGUUGAGGAGUUCAAAUCAUCCAUCCAUAUGGUGACAUUAGAUGAAAUACUGAAGUGCUAUUUUCUGCACUAAGCACUUCUGCAUUUUGUGAGUGCCCAGUGCCAUUAAUUCGCAUAUCUUCAAGACACCUCCAACAUUAGCCUGGCAUCAACAGAUAAUAAAUUAGCAUCUGGAGGAGAUCUCAAGGAUUAAAAGAAGAGAAAGAUGUGGUUGCGCUGUGCCAAACCCCUUCAGUACUUGGAAGUCUUGAGAAAAUCCUCCAGAUCACCAUGUCAUCUUCCAUUCCUUUGCCCUUAUUCUGAUACUCCUUACAAGAAGUCAAAGAGUGCCCCUUUACAGGAAAGAAAAAUGAUUGAUAGAUUUAGGUUAUAUGCAAAAGGAGGUGAGGGCGGCAGCGGUUGUUCCAGUUUCCACCGUAGCCGACAUGAUCGCCAUGGCAGACCUGAUGGUGGGGAUGGUGGAAGAGGGGGAGAUGUGAUUCUAGAAUGCUCUGCCACAGUUUGGGACUUCAGCAAUCUACAACAUCAUGUUAAUGCAAAGAGGGGAGGACAUGGAAGUUCGAAGAAUAAGAUAGGAACCCGAGGGGCAGAUAAGGUAGUUCGAGUGCCUGUUGGCACUGUAGUUCAUCUUGUAGAAGGUGAAAUUCCUUCUCAAGUUGAAAACCGAUCUUCAGCAGCAUUGGAUCCCUGGGAGAUUCCAGGCUCACUUGAUGUUGAUCUAUCUGAAUCUCACCAGAAACCUGCCUCUGUGAACCCCAGCACAGUGGAAGUAGCAGAAACAGUAUAUAUUGUUGAUGGCUCAUCAACUAUUGAACAAACUGUGGAAGAAUCAGUCGGAAAGAGGCAAGCUACUCAAGUUUCAUCAUCUGUGUCUCUUCCUCAAUCUUCUCCUUCCAAUAACAAAUCCAGAAUUCUCAAUGAAGAUUUUCUAUCCUAUAAGGGAGAAGGGGGGAGUGACCCUGAAAUUGUGGAGACUGAUGAUGGUAUGUCCGAACCAGAGUUGGAAGAACAAAGAGAGCAAAAGGAACAAAUACAAUACAAUGUUGCUGAAUUAACAGAAGAAGGCCAACGUAUAAUUGUUGCUUGUGGAGGGGAGGGUGGUGUAGGCAAUAUCUCUUCAUCCAAAAAUUCUAGGGACCACAAACUUACAAAACUUGGGGCUGAAGUAUCCGAUGAUGAUCAAUCCUCUCUUGGCAUUGGGUCUCCUGGUUCGGAGGCUAUUCUUGUAUUGGAACUCAAGAGUAUUGCUGAUGUGGGUCUUGUGGGAUUCCCAAAUGCUGGUAAAAGUACCCUUCUAGGGGCUAUGUCAAGAGCUAAGCCAACAGUAGGCCACUAUGCCUUCACAACUUUGAGGCCAAAUAUUGGGAAUCUAAAGUAUGAUGAUUUAUCAAUCACAGUGGCUGACAUUCCAGGUCUUAUAAAGGGUGCCCAUGAGAAUCGUGGACUUGGACACGCUUUCCUGCGGCACAUAGAACGCACUAAAGUUAUAGCUUAUGUGGUAGAUUUGGCUGCUGCAUUAGAUGGUAGGAAAGGAAUUCCACCAUGGGAACAGCUGAAAGAUUUGAUUUUAGAGCUAGAGUACUAUCGAGAGGGUUUAUCAAAUCGACCCUCCUUAGUAGUGGCAAACAAAAUCGAUGAGGCAGGGACUGAAGAAUUUUAUGAAGAAUUGAAAAGAAGGGUGCAAGGUGUUCCAAUCUUUCCUGUAUGUGCAGUGCUGGAGGAGGGAAUACCAGAGCUAAAAGCUGGCCUCAGAAUGCUUGUGAAUGGUGCAGAAUCAUAUGGGCUGAGUUUGGACAGAAUUUUGCUUGACUAGGUUGUUCCUGACACAAAUUCUUUGCUAGUAAUGAGGGUUCCCCACCCCACACAUUUCAUUGGAAAAUAUGUGCUGCAAACAACUAGGUAAUCAGCUGGGACAUUGAGUCCCAGAUGCAUUGCAGGUAGUCUUCAGAGCCAGAGAGAUUUUGAGCUUAGUAUAUUUUUGGUAGCUGUCACUAAUCUCUUAAACCGAUGAUGAAUCAAGGCUCCUGUUUGCUGGUUUUUUUCUCACCAGUUGACCGAUUAGGCCAAUAUUAUUGUUUUGCUGUCUGUCAACGGACUGUAGAUGGAAGAAAUGCUGAAAAUUGUUUUUGUUUUACAAGCCUAAUAACAGGAUAGCCUAAACUGCUGGUUGAACCCAGUUUUCUAAAGAUACAAUGUGUUCAUACUCUGUUGUCUGGCUUGUUUGUGAUGCUUCUUAUAUGCCAGUACAAUACAUAUAAUCACCCACCUCCUGCAAAGGAUUACAAUUUCA